AUGCUAGCUCUUUAUAAAACAGCAACGGAUUUUUCAUGGAAAGUAUUUGAAAUGAUGUUAAAAGGCAAUUCAUACAAUUCUAAUAUUGUUGUGUCUCCGUUUUCAUUGCUUCAUUUGUUAGGAAUACUUGUUAGUGAAACUGAAAUCGAGAGCAAAGUUGUAUUGAAGAAUGUUGAAUACGAAUCGAAUGGUAAUGAAUUUGCAAAUAUGGUAAGUGAUUUUUCAAAACGGAUAGAAUCAUCUACGUUUGGAACAAAUGCUGUAGAAGAAGCUUGUUUAAAUACCUUUUUGUUUUAUGAUAAAAAUUGCGAAUCGUCAUCAACACCACGAGGUAGAACUACUCGUUUAUUCAAUGCAAAAUCUCAUCCUAUUAACUUUAAUGAUCUGCCAAAAAGCAUGAGUGAAAUAAACGCUUUGAUCUCAGAGGCAACCAAUGGCAUGAUUCCUGACUAUAUUAACAACAUGAUGGAUUUGCGCACUAGUUUAGUUAUUAAUACUUUAUAUUUGGAGAAGGAGUGGAAUAAUAAAUUUACUAGUUUUGAUAAAGAAAACUUUUCUGCUGAAAAUGGCGAUUUCUUAGUUGAUAUGAUGGAACAAGAGGAAGAAUUCUAUGCUUAUGAAAAUGAACAAUUUCAAGCUAUCCAGAUGUCAUACAAAAAAUCUAUGUGUUCAUUUAUUGCUGUACUACCAAAAAAUGGUGUUUCGUUAUCUGAAAUUCAACAGUAUUUGGCAAAAGAUGACAAUUUAUGCAGUUUAGUUAGUAAAAUGGAUCGUUUUCUUGUUGAUUUAAAAAUCCCCAAAUUUAGUAUUGAAAAAGAUUUUGAGUUGACAGGUUUACUUAAAGAGAUAGUUGAUGUUACCCGAACAAAUACAGAAGCAUCAACUGUAGAAUCUGAAUCUAAGACAAACGUGCUAUCCUUGCGCAAAACAAGUCAAAGGUUGGUUUUUAGCAUUGAUGAAAUUGGAACAAAAGCUGUUUCAGUGACAGGUACAGUUUUUGUAGAUGGCUGUAGAAAAUUAUCCAAAAUGAGAAUGCAUUUCAAUAGGCCUUUUUUUUACUGUCUUUCAAAACUUUUGCGUGUUGACAGUGAUUAUCAAUAUCGCGAGUUUCCAUUAAUUAUGGGUACAUAUGUUACCCCGAAAAAGAAUUAA
Molecule: messenger RNA, 1152 nt
Organism: Vairimorpha ceranae
Lineage: Eukaryota; Fungi; Microsporidia; Nosematidae
Product: serine proteinase inhibitor
Exons: 1
Coding region: 1-1152 (383 amino acids)
Molecular function (GO): serine-type endopeptidase inhibitor activity
Source: RefSeq, a predicted model, not a curated record